CGCUCGGCCGCGCGCGGGUCGGCAGGCUCUAUGGGGAAAGCGGCCGCUCCGAGCCGAGGCGGCGGCUGUGGCGGCCGCUCCCGUGGGCUUUCGUCGCUCUUCACGGUUGUCCCCUGCCUGUCGUGCCACACGGCGGCGCCGGGCAUGAGCGCUUCCACGUCCGGCUCCGGGCCGGAGCCCAAGCCCCAGCCCCAGCCCGUGCCCGAACCGGAGCGGGGACCGCUGUCAGAACAGGUGUCAGAGGCAGUUUCGGAGGCAGUGCCAAGAUCGGAGCCUGUGUCCGAGACGACGUCUGAGCCGGAGCCAGGGGCUGGGCAGGCAUCGGAACUGCUGCAGGGGUCGCGGCCGGGGUCAGAGUCAAGUUCAGGUGUAGGGGCUGGGCCCUUCGCUAAGGCCGCAUCAGAGCCGCUCUCCCGGGCGGUGGGGAGCGCGCCCUUUCUCAGACCCGAGUCAGGAUCGCUGCCAGCGUUAAAGCCCCUGCCUCUUCUGCGACCAGGACAGGCGAAGACUCCUCUUGGGGUUCCAAUGUCGGGGACUGGCACGACCUCCAGUGCCCCACUGGCCUUACUGCCUCUGGACAGCUUCGAGGGCUGGCUUCUCAAGUGGACCAACUAUCUGAAGGGCUACCAGCGCCGCUGGUUCGUGCUGGGCAAUGGUUUGCUAUCUUACUACAGAAAUCAGGGUGAAAUGGCCCACACGUGCCGUGGAACCAUCAACCUGUCCACCGCGCACAUUGACACGGAGGACUCUUGUGGUAUCUUGCUGACCAGUGGGGCCAGGAGCUACCACCUCAAGGCCAGCUCAGAGGUGGACCGGCAGCAGUGGAUCACCGCCCUGGAGCUGGCCAAGGCCAAGGCUGUCCGCGUGAUGAACACUCAUUCAGAUGACUCUGGGGACGACGACGAGGCUACCACCCCAGCCAACAAGAGCGAGCUGCACCACACCCUAAAGAAUCUUUCCUUGAAGUUAGAUGACCUCAGCACAUGCAAUGACCUCAUCGCCAAGCAUGGCGCCGCACUCCAGCGCUCCCUGACAGAGCUGGACGGCCUCAAGAUCCCAUCCGAGAGUGGGGAGAAGCUGAAGGUGGUGAACGAGCGGGCCACCCUCUUCCGCAUCACAUCCAAUGCUAUGAUCAACGCCUGCAGGGACUUCCUGGAACUAGCAGAGAUACACAGUCGGAAAUGGCAGCGGGCACUGCAGUAUGAGCAGGAGCAGCGUGUGCACUUGGAGGAAACCAUUGAGCAGCUGGCCAAGCAGCACAACAGCCUCGAGCGGGCCUUCCGCAGCGCCCCUGGCCGGCCGGCCAACCCCUCCAAGAGCUUCACUGAGGGAAGCUUCUUGACUCCCAAAGGAGAGGACAGUGAGGAAGAUGAAGAUACCGAGUACUUUGAUGCCAUGGAAGACUCCACAUCCUUCAUCACCGUGAUCACCGAGGCCAAGGAAGACAGAAAAGCUGAAGGUAGCACCGGGACAAGUUCCGUGGACUGGAGCUCAGCAGACAAUGUACUAGAUGGUGCCUCGCUCGUGCCCAAGGGUUCAUCCAAAGUCAAGAGGCGAGUCCGCAUUCCCAACAAGCCCAACUACAGCCUUAACCUCUGGAGCAUCAUGAAGAACUGCAUCGGCCGGGAGCUCUCCAGGAUCCCCAUGCCGGUGAACUUCAACGAGCCUCUGUCCAUGCUCCAGCGGCUGACGGAGGACCUGGAGUACCACCACCUGCUGGACAAGGCGGUGCACUGCACCAGCUCAGUGGAGCAGAUGUGCCUGGUGGCCGCCUUCUCUGUGUCCUCCUACUCCACCACGGUGCACCGCAUCGCCAAGCCCUUCAACCCCAUGCUGGGGGAGACCUUCGAGCUGGACCGCCUCGACGACAUGGGCCUGCGCUCCCUCUGUGAGCAGGUGAGCCACCACCCCCCCUCAGCUGCGCACUACGUGUUCUCCAAGCAUGGCUGGAGCCUCUGGCAGGAGAUCACCAUCUCCAGCAAGUUCCGGGGAAAAUACAUCUCCAUCAUGCCGCUAGGUGCCAUCCACUUAGAAUUCCAGGCCAGUGGGAAUCACUACGUGUGGAGGAAGAGCACCUCAACUGUGCACAACAUCAUCGUGGGCAAGCUCUGGAUCGACCAGUCAGGGGACAUCGAGAUUGUGAACCAUAAGACCAAUGACCGGUGCCAGCUGAAGUUCCUGCCCUACAGCUACUUCUCCAAAGAGGCAGCGCGGAAGGUGACAGGAGUGGUGAGUGACAGCCAGGGCAAGGCCCAUUACGUGCUCUCCGGCUCGUGGGAUGAACAAAUGGAGUGCUCCAAGGUCGUGCAUAGCAGUCCCAGCAGCCCCAGCUCUGACGGGAAGCAGAAGACAGUGUACCAGACCCUGUCAGCCAAGCUGCUGUGGAAGAAGUACCCGCUGCCGGAGAACGCGGAGAACAUGUACUACUUCUCAGAGCUGGCCCUGACCCUCAACGAGCACGAGGAGGGCGUAGCGCCCACCGACAGCCGCCUGCGGCCCGACCAGCGGCUGAUGGAGAAGGGCCGUUGGGACGAGGCCAAUACCGAGAAGCAGCGGCUGGAGGAGAAGCAGCGCCUGUCGCGGCGCCGGCGGCUGGAGGCCUGCGGGCCGGGCAGCAGCUGCAGCUCGGAGGAAGGUGAGGCCGGGCGGGAAGGGCGCCCUGGAGGGGAGGAAAGGGGUGCCCGGGUGGGGGUCCCGUGGGGACGGAUUCCGGGGGAGCAGGCCACCAGCCCACCCACCAGCCCACUGUGCCUGCCCAGCAGAGAAGGAGGCGGAUGCCUACACGCCACUGUGGUUUGAGAAGAGGCUGGACCCGCUGACCGGGGAGAUGGCUUGUGUGUACAAGGGCGGCUACUGGGAGGCCAAGGAGAAGCAAGACUGGCACAUGUGCCCCAACAUCUUCUGAGCGCCACCCUUGCAGCAAAUACAGGCGCCUGCACAGCCUGGCCCACCUGUUCAUUAAUGCACUCAAUUUAGUACUGAAUGGUCUUUCUCCUAGCCCAUUCCCAGCCCUUCCUAUUUCCUUUCCUAUUUUUUUUUCUCCCCACACUUUCUUGGGACUCCCACCUUGGAAGGAGGAAGGGCUGACCUGGGUUCUCUCCAGCCCCCAGGUGCGCCGGGUCACCCGUGCCCCUUCAUUAUGGACCUGGGCCCUACUGGAACCCCUGCCCCAGUUACCACAACUCAGGCCGGCUGGCCCGGGCCAUGGGCUGCGCAAAUCACCAGCCCCCAACCCAGGGAGGAACUGGCCCCUCCUAGGGAGCCUCUUCGACUUUUUUAGAAAAAUGAUCUCCAUUUCUUUCCAGCCAUGAUGUUUAGUAAAUAUUUUUAGUACCGCACUUAGCAGACAGCUUUCCAAGUGUGCUUUCUUGCCACAAAAGUGUCCUCGCAAGAGCCCCUUAUUUUUAAGACAUCAGGAAGCCAGACCCCUUUGAGUUGGGAGAAUUUUGUAGCUCAACAUAUCAAGUCCUCGAUGGUAUCUGAGCUGCCCACAUCCCCACCUUCCAGGGCCCCACAGAGCCCAAAACAGAAGGGGGCUGCCCCAGCCCAGCAGAGCACAGAGAGUUUCUGGAGCUCCCACCCAUAGAUGCGGGAGGGGGUACUGAUGGCAACCCCCAUGUGGAUUUGAGGGCAGCAGUCCCUGGCCUCACCCUAGCCAGCCUGGGUGGCUCCCUAGCCCCAAGAGGCCAGGAAGGGCUGGAAGGCAGGGCCUGCAGGUGCUCCCUGCCCUGAGACCCAGGCCCCAAAUCAGCAAUAAUGAACAAACCCUUGGCCCAGCCUGGGCUGGUGACCCGGGCACCAGAGACCUUGCAUCCCUCCUCAUCCUAGGAGGCCCCUAGGGGUGCCCCAUCUCAGUGCCCCCGAACUCUUUAUUUGCCUAAUUUAUAUAUAUAUAUGAUAUAUAAAUAUAUAUAAAAUAGCUAUUUUGCUUAAAUUUCUACAGUAUGUAAAAGUGAAAAAAUGAUGAAGACGGGCGCACCUGUCUGAGUUUGGCCGUCAUGUCAGCUGUGCCCUUCCCUCUCCUCAUGCACCCUUCUAGCGGCUUCUGCCAACCAUGGGGGGCUGGACCACCAUGGCCACUGACCCAGCCCCUCAGAAUCCCACACUCCAAUCCUUUCCAUUUCAGUUUAGUCCUAAAAGUUCAUCACAGGGUUUUUCUUUCUACUCCAGGACUGGUUUUGUUUUUAUAUAUAUAUAUAAAAAAAAAAAGUGAAAACACCAAUGUGUGAAAUGCCUUAUGAUGCCCACUGGAGAGGCGGGGCGGGGUGGGGCAGGAUGGCCCCACUGGGGCUCCCACAGAGCUGUGGAAUGUACCUCUCCCCAACACUGUUUUGUUAGCAAGCACCUUUUGACCAGUAAUAAAAAACCUUGGCUUUGGAGUUUUCCACUGCCCUGU
Molecule: messenger RNA, 4396 nt
Organism: Pongo pygmaeus (Bornean orangutan)
Lineage: Eukaryota; Metazoa; Chordata; Mammalia; Primates; Hominidae
Gene: OSBP2
Product: oxysterol binding protein 2
Exons: 13
Coding region: 31-2799 (922 amino acids)
Cellular component (GO): plasma membrane; perinuclear endoplasmic reticulum; cytosol
Molecular function (GO): cholesterol binding
Source: RefSeq, a predicted model, not a curated record